AUGUUCAACCUGAUGAAGAAGGACAAAGAGAAGGAUGGGACCCGAAAGGAGAAGAAGGAAAAGAAGGAGAAGAAGGAGCGGAUGUCAGCAGCUGAGCUCAAGAGCCUGGAGGAGAUGAGUAUGCGCCGGGGCUUCUUCAACCUCAACCGUGCCUCCAAACGGGACUCCAAGACCCGCCUGGAGAUCUCCAACCCCAUACCCAUCAAGGUGGCCAGCGGCUCCGACCUGCAUCUCACGGACAUUGACUCCGACAGCAACCGGGGCAGCGUCAUCUUGGACUCAGGCCACCUGAGCACAGCCAGCUCUAGCGAUGAUCUCAAGGUGGACGACGGCAACUUCAAGGGCUCGGUGCUUCAGCGGGCGGCCAAAUUUGGCUCCUUGGCCAAGCAGAACUCCCAAAUGAUCGUCAAACGCUUCUCCUUCUCCCAGAAAAGCCGGGACGAGAGCACCUCAGAGACAUCCACCCCCUCCGAGCACUCAGCAGCCCCCUCCCCCGCCGAGCUGCGGCGUCCCACCUUGGUGCCCCCCCAGCCCCCGCCCCCGCGGCAGCUGGAGCUGCAGAGGCGCAACACGGGUGAUUUUGGCUUCUCCCUGCGCCGCACCACCAUGCUGGACCGGGCGCCCGACGGGCAGGUGUACCGGCGAGUCGUGCACUUCGCCGAGCCCGGGGCCGGCACCAAAGACUUGGCGCUGGGUUUGGUGCCGGGUGACCGGCUGGGGGAGAUCAACGGGGGAAACGGGGAGAACAAAUCCCGAGAUGAGAUCGUGGAGAUGAUCCGGCAGUCGGGGGAGACGGUGCAGCUGAAGGUGCAGCCCAUCCUGGAGCUGAGCGAGCUGAGCCGCUGCGGGCUGCGGGGCG
Messenger RNA from Merops nubicus (carmine bee-eater), 859 nucleotides. RefSeq names its product unconventional myosin-XVIIIa-like. Gene Ontology annotation, cellular component: apical plasma membrane. The transcript is spliced from 2 exons. Gene Ontology annotation, molecular function: protein-membrane adaptor activity; signaling receptor binding. The record is from RefSeq and is a predicted model, not a curated record. The annotation marks the transcript as partial. Gene Ontology annotation, biological process: protein localization to plasma membrane. NCBI's taxonomy places the organism in Eukaryota, Metazoa, Chordata, Aves, Coraciiformes, Meropidae.